GAGGCACGGCGGUGGCACCGGUGGCACCGGCGGUGGCACCGGCGGUGGCACCGGUGGCGGUGACGCCUGUGCGGCGAUCGCGAGGGAGCUGGCGCGCGGGGGCUGCCGUCGCGGGGCGGACGAAGUGCGCAACCGCAUGAAGCGUCUCAAGCAGGAGUACCGCAAGGACGUGAACUCGCUGAAGCAGUCGGGCGGCGGUGGUGGCGCUCGCAGGACGAGCUGCAAGUAUUUCCAGGAGCUCGACGCGUUCCUCCGCACCGACGCCGCACCGGUGCCGCCGCCGGUGGCCGCCGGUGCCGCCGGUGUUGCCGCCGAGGCCGCGGUGCCGCUGACCGCGUGGAGCUCCACGUUGGACGGACGUCGCCUGCCGGCCCUGCAGGUCUCCACAUGCGGCGACUUGGGCCGCAGCUUCGGAGCCGCACCGGCGGCACCGGCGGCCCGGCGGCCCGGCGGCCGCGGCCGGCGCUCGGCCGCGUGGAGCGGGGAGGAGACGCUGGCGCUCAUCACGCUCUGGAGGAACGACACGGUGCAGCGCCACCUGGCCCGCCGCUCCGUGCCCCGGGCCCACAUCUACGGGCUGGUGGCGCGUGCCCUGGCGGCGCGGGGCUGCCGCAGGGCGCCCCACGAGGUCCACCACCGCAUCAAGAGGCUCACGCAGGACUACCGCAAGGCGGUGAGUGAGAUGAAGGAGUGCGGCGGCGGUGCCGGUGCGGUGGCAAGCGCCUUUGCAAGUUCUUCUUCGAGCUCGACGGCUUCCUGGGGGCGGGCACGGGGGGGGCCGUGGCGGGCGGCGGCGCGUCAGCUCCGUGCCGUCCUCCAGGGCCUGCGGUGA
Molecule: messenger RNA, 832 nt
Organism: Petromyzon marinus (sea lamprey)
Lineage: Eukaryota; Metazoa; Chordata; Hyperoartia; Petromyzontiformes; Petromyzontidae
Source: RefSeq, a predicted model, not a curated record